Molecule: messenger RNA, 3929 nt
Organism: Neoarius graeffei (lesser salmon catfish)
Lineage: Eukaryota; Metazoa; Chordata; Actinopteri; Siluriformes; Ariidae
Product: F-BAR and double SH3 domains protein 2
Exons: 20
Coding region: 281-2584 (767 amino acids)
Biological process (GO): regulation of actin filament polymerization; neuromuscular synaptic transmission
Cellular component (GO): neuromuscular junction; recycling endosome
Molecular function (GO): protein binding
Source: RefSeq, a predicted model, not a curated record
CUGAGCUCGGCCGGAAACUCCGCUCCAUUUCCAUUACAAACUCGGCCCUCUAAGUGCGGGGUUCUCUUUUUUCUUUCUUUUUUUCAAUAGUGUGCAGCCUAAGUAAAGGUUUGGGAGCAUGUUAUGGACGCUUAACCUCCUUUAGUUCUUCAGGUUCGGUUCUCCAGCUUGGGUUCUCCCGUUAUUUCAGUAAAGAGCGAGUUUUCCCUGCUCUGGUGCAGAUGUGUGCGGCUUGGCGGCUCAAUUUUCUUCUCUCACUUUGCUCGGGACUCUUGUAAACAUGCAGCCCCCGCCACGAAAGGUGAAAGUGAGUCAGGAGCUGAAGCACGCUCACGCAGAGCAGCUGAGCAAACUUAACGUGAAACAUCAGACUGACUGUGACCUUCUGGAAGACCUGAGGACGUACAGCCAGAAGAAAGCAGUGAUAGAGAAAGACUAUGCACAGGCGCUGCAGAAGUUAGCGUCUCAGUAUCUGAAGAGGGAAUGGCCUGGGGUCCAGUCUGAAGAGCAGAAAGACUACAGGAAUGUUUGCACAGUAUGGAGAGCGUAUCUGGAGGGUGUAGUGAAAGUGACCCAGUCUCGCAUGAGUGGCUGUGACAGCUACAGGAGCCAGGUUUCAGAGCCGAUCAAGACUUUCCGGGUGCACAAAGAGCAGCAGCUAAAAAAGUGUAUCGAGCAGCUUACGCGGGUUCAGGCCGAGCUGCAGGACACAGUAAAGGAUCUGACCAAGUCCAGAAAGAAGUACCAGGAGACAGAGCAGAUGGCCCAGGCCGUGAGGGAGAAAGCAGAUAUGGAGGCAAAGUCCAAACUCAGCCUUUUUCAAUCCAGAUCCAGUUUACAAAGAGCAAGCGUGAAGUUGAAAGCCAAGAGAAAUGAAUGUAACUCCAAAGCCACCCACGCCAGGAACGAAUAUCUGCUUACUCUGGCAGCAGCCAACGCCCACCAGGGCCGUUACUACGAGACCGAUCUGAUCAGCUGCAUUAAGGUCCUGGAUGGCAGCGUGUAUGAUCACAUGAAAGGCUAUCUGGUUUCACUGUGUCAGGCUGAGCUAGAGGCAUCCCACGUCAUUCAGGACACCUUUAACUUCCUGCUGGAGAAGUCCAGUGGAGUUAUGCAGGACUUUCAUCAGGAGCUCUUUAUCCAGGAGAACCUUGCGUUUCAGAAAGCUUCCCCCUUCAACUUUCAACCCUGUGAGAAUGAUUCUGUAAUGCAGAUAGAGAAGGAGAGCGGCACAGCGGAGGAGCACAAUCUGAAUAAAGAGGCGCGGAAGUGGGCCACCCGCGUAGCCAGGGAACACAAGAACGUCAUCCACAGUCAACGGACUCUGUCAGAGUGUGAAGGGACGCCUCAGCAAGAGCACAACACCAGUGAAUUAGAGCUGAAGAUGGAGGAGGCGAAAGAGAGCAUCCGAAAAGCAGAGACAGUGAAGCUGAAGGCCGAGGCUCGCCUGAACCUGCUGAGAGACGUGGGUGUGGCCGUCGACACCUGGAUAAAGAGCGCCAUGAACCAAGUGAUGGAGGAGCUGGAAAAUGAAAGAUGGGCCACAAUGACAACCCAUGAUGCUUCUCUUUCUAGCACAGCAGAUUUUGACAGAGAGGAGGAUGAAGAGACGGAGGACACUGAAACUCUCGAUGAUAGCAGCUCCAGUCCUUCUAGCACCUUGAGGAACUACCCGCUGACCUGCAAAGUGCUUUACUCAUAUCAGGCAUCACAACCAGAUGAGCUAACGAUUGAGGAGCAGGAAGUACUGGAAGUCAUAGAUGAUGGUGAUAUGGAAGACUGGGUUAAGGCCAGAAACAGAGCAGGGCAGGUGGGGUAUGUGCCUGAGAAGUACCUGCAGUUGCCCUCCUCUAACAGUCUACUGAGCAUGCUUCAGUCCCUGGCAGCUCUGGACACACGCUCAUACUCCUCCAAUAAUUCCACCGAGCAAGAGCUCGAGUCUGCCCCUGACCAUAUCCAGACCAGCCCCAACGGAGACAACAGCGUGCACUUUGCGAAGGCAUUGUAUGAUUAUGAGGCUCAGACUGAGGACGAGCUCUCCUUUCCCGAGGGAGCCAUUAUCCGCAUUCUGAACAAAGACAACCAGGAGGACGACGGCUUUUGGGAGGGCGAGUUUAACGGUAGCGUGGGGGUUUUUCCUGCUGUGCUGGUGGAAGAUCUGGCCACACCAAACGGCGAGGACACACACACAGGCAUGGAGACACAGGAGACUCCGUGUAAUCAGAGUCGUCCUCCUCGUCCCUUGUCUACGACUCAGUACCAGCCCUCAUCCUGCAGUAGCCCUGUCUCCAGUCCGCAUGCCACGCCCACUCUGCACUCGCCAAUCUCCAGCCCAGCCAGCUCCUCAGCCUCCCCUCUCGCCAGUCCACGCUCCCUUAACGGCUACCACAGACCGGCGCCGGCGCCCCCAAAAACACCCAGCAACAACCACGGCCACAACUCCACACCUCCGCCCAGGUACCCUGCAGACAGCAGACCAGGAACACUGAGACCUGUGCGAGCUGCACCUCCCCCUCCUCCUCCCAAACAACAGGCCCAGGGUCAAGUGCAGAAGAAAGAAGAAGUCGAGAUCACGCUGGUCUAAAGGCGCCACUCUGGUGGUCGCUCACUUAUUUCACUUGACUUGACCACCGUGGCAGUCUCUGAGCCCGUUCCGGGUAAAGGAGCGCUUCAGGUUUGGAUCAUAUCAAAAUCCAAACGGUAGCAGCAAGGGAAAGCCGGAUGCAUCGAGGAUGCAUUUUGCAAACAGCUGAGUUUAAUCAAGCCAGAGGUCUCUUUAUGUGAUCCGCUUCCAUCUUCCCUCAUCUGUUUUGAAGUCAUGAACUGAGCACUGAGCACGCUGGGGGUUCAGUCACAACCAGUGGCUCAGCAGUCAGUGGAAACACCCUGUGGUUUUCAUUUCACGUUUCAAAUUUCAGAUGAAUUAUUACAACUGGUGUUUGACUCUUCCAUUUACUUCCUGUGGAACAGUGUGACAGGAGCUGGCCCGCCCAGCCGAGAACACGACUGGAAGUAAAACAGACUUCUUCAAGGGAAAAGUGGCAAUUUCAUUUCAAUGCAUUUCAAAAUUUGUAAGUGUGUAUGGGUGGGUUUUUUUUUUUUCCUUGAAUCUAUCUCACUUUGUAAAACACUAUUGGAAAGCAGACUUUAAAAUAAGCAUUGGGUUCACGACUAACACAAGUCGGCCAUCUUGAAUCUAGCAUGCUUUUUCUGUGGUCAAACAGUAUUUUUAUUUUUUAGAAAUGUCCUUUAUGGUAUCAUAUCAGAACUGUCUGUUGACUCGGAAGGUUGUGGGAGCGUUCAUGAAAAGGGCUAGAAAGGUGACUUCAUAGCUCUCAAAGCAAGAGGGAUUUAUUAAGAGAGAAUUUCCCUGGUAAAACUCAAAAAGCACUUUAGUGUUCAGAGUUAUAGAGAAUUUCAGUAUUAUUGCUUGUGGAUUCCGCUGUUGUCAGUAUAUUAUUUAGUUCAUGCUGCUAGUUUAGAUUCCUGCCAUUUUUGGUUUAAUGUAAUUUAUUUCCCUGAAAUUAUUAAUGUGUCUUCUUUUCUAACACAAUUUUCUUUCAACCAGAUAGUUUACAGAGACAGCCUGAGGCAUAGAGGAACACUAUACCCAUAACAGUCGUGUUUUGAGGUUCUACGUUUGUUUUAUUAAUUGCAGGUUUAGAAAGAUGAUGAUUGUGUUGAAAUGUAGUUAGCUAGAGCAACGUUAAAACUUAUAGUUUUGUGUCUCUUGAGAUCUGUUGCAUGUCAUUUUUUUCACGAGUUUACUUUUCCCGUUUUCAGUAUCAGGUGUUUGACUGGAUGUUUUUCUCAUCAUUGCUUAAAAGCGACAGAGCACCCAAACGAAUCUGUUGCCUUAGCAACAGCAUCAAAAGACAUGUAUUUAUCAUGUAAAAAUGAUGAUGAUAAUAAAAAAAGUGUAAAAGACA